Molecule: messenger RNA, 1134 nt
Organism: Aspergillus welwitschiae
Lineage: Eukaryota; Fungi; Ascomycota; Eurotiomycetes; Eurotiales; Aspergillaceae
Product: putative ubiquitin conjugating enzyme
Exons: 3
Coding region: 90-596 (168 amino acids)
Cellular component (GO): cytosol; endoplasmic reticulum
Source: RefSeq, a predicted model, not a curated record
CAUCCAACCCGCUUUGCGUCCCCUCAUCGUAGCAUCGGCUCAACGCCCCUCUUCCCCUCCUUACCCCUCUCCGGUAUACACUAUCCACCAUGGCCACAACAGCAGCAGGCCGCAUGCUCUCCCGCCAACUGCAGCAAAUGCAGUCGGACAAGGACAUUCCCGGGAUUAGCUGCGGAUUGGUCGAUAACAAUGUCUUUGAAUGGGAGGUCAUGCUUAUGAUCUCCGAUGAUGUCAAGUUGUACGGCGGUGGUUUCUUCCGCGCUCGUCUCUCGUUUCCUCCUGACUACCCUCACAUGCCGCCGAAAAUGAAGUUCGAGACGCCUCUGUAUCAUCCUAACAUCUACCCCAACGGCGACGUCUGCAUCUCCAUCCUCCACCCCCCGGAGGAAGACAAGUACGGAUACGAAUCCGCCGCCGAGCGCUGGUCCCCCGUGCAAACGCCCGAGACGAUCCUCCUCUCCGUUAUCUCCAUGCUCUCCAGCCCCAAUGAUGAAAGUCCCGCCAAUGUCGAGGCCGCGCGGUUAUGGCGGGAAGACCCGAAAGAGUUCAAGAAGAAGGUGCGCAAGUGCGUACGGGAUAGUUUGGGAGAGGAGUAAAUGAGUUCCUCCUUCCCUUAUCUACUUUUUUCAUACCUUGAGUCCAGCUACUCAGUCGUGGUAUGAUAUGAUUUACAUGGAACGGAGACGGAAAUGGGUCACUAUGGUUUCUUUUUCCUUGUGUUGUUGGUUGCAUGAUAGAAGGACUGCUUGGUGCGGUUGAUUCGGCUGAUGGUCUAUCUAUUUACUUACCGGAUGAUAUGCAUUUUUCAACUGACAUUUGUUGCUGUUGAUGCGGGGAGUUUGCUUCUUUUCGAGCUGUUGAUUGGUCUAAGACGGAGUUUAGUUCAAUUGCUUACUUGACUUUCCUUGCCUUCCUUUCUUUCUAUUUCAACCUAUCAUUGCACUCGUUUGAUCCUUGUCAUGCGCUGUCCAGCUUUGAUUGUAUAUCCUUUUGGGUGUAGGCAGGUUUCCUUUCCCAGUGAAUAUACUUGUGGUAUAGGAUUACAUACACGACAACACUGACUGUUGGUUGCUCAAGUAUUACUCUGUCGUACCAGAUUAGAGUCGUAUAACCAUACUGAGAAUACCGCAGUAG